AUGGACCAGGAUUCAAAGGGCUCGAUCUACGGGAAGCGAACUGUCGUGGCAAUGGAUGGUGGCCUCUACGAGCAUUAUCCUCAGUAUAGAGGGUAUAUGCAAUGCGCUGUUGAAGAGCUUUUGGGGUCAGAAGUUUCGAGAAACAUUGUGAUCGAGCACUCGAAAGAUGGGUCUGGGAUUGGAGCUGCUCUCUUGGCUGCUACCAACUCCAAGUACGAGCAUUAG
Messenger RNA from Linum tenue, 225 nucleotides. NCBI's taxonomy places the organism in Eukaryota, Viridiplantae, Streptophyta, Magnoliopsida, Malpighiales, Linaceae. The record is from the annotation of a GenBank genome assembly.